Molecule: messenger RNA, 330 nt
Organism: Trypanosoma grayi
Lineage: Eukaryota; Euglenozoa; Kinetoplastea; Trypanosomatida; Trypanosomatidae
Product: membrane protein
Exons: 1
Coding region: 1-330 (109 amino acids)
Source: RefSeq, a predicted model, not a curated record
AUGGUCAGCCUAAACCUCAAGCUCGACGUCACGUUUUCCAACUUCAAGGAGUUCUACAUCUAUUAUCUGGCGAAGCACAUGAAGCAGACGACGCGGCGCUGCCACUUCCUUGGCACCCUCGUCGGCGCUGCUCUCCUGCUCGCAUCGGUGGUGAAGGGCAUCUCGCUGCCGUAUGCCAUUGCUGCGCUAGUCGCCGGGUACGGCAUUGCGUGGGCCGGCGACGUUGCGGUUGAGGGCACCACGCCGACGUCCUUCAAGUACCCGUGGUGGUCGUUUCGCGCCAACAUGCUGCUCGUGAAGGAGGUGAUGACAGGGAAGCAAUCAAUUUAG